CCGUCUAUCACUGCGCUUCAGCGUUGACGACACCCGCUUUCGACGCAACCCUUUCACCUGCUGCCCCUAAGUAGCAGGGUGAGAACACCUACAGCAAUACAACUUGCAAACGUUCUGAGACGACAGGCCACGAGCGUUCGUCGAAUUGGUUUCGGACUUGAGUGGAACAGCAAAGGCCCAAAGAGGCGACCCCAGUGCAGCACCCUCGGGGCCAACGAGUCAAGACUCCCUCCGAUACGGCGUGACAUCGACGACAGGGCGUGUGCUUCUCCGCCUUGAUCGCCAAACGCACAGUCACUUCUCGCCCCUAGACGCGUGGCCCCUCUUCGUUUCGUCCGUCGCCGUCGUCGUCGGCAAAAAGUGAAGGCGAGCGAGGGUCGUGACGAGACAGAAAAUAAGGCAACGACAUAUUAUCUCAGCAUAACCAUACUCGCACCUUCAACGAACCACGUCGCUCCUGACCAACUACGAUGGAGCGAGACGGCGAUGCAUCCGGGGGCUGGAGAUUUGCGCAGUGUUUUGGCGACAAGGGCGAAGUGGAGGACAUAACCGAGGCCGACAUCAUUUCCACUGUCGAGUUCGACCACACUGGUGACUAUCUUGCGACAGGAGACAAGGGCGGUCGGGUAGUCCUCUUCGAGCGCAAUGAGUCGAAAAAGGGCUGUGAAUACAAAUUUCACACCGAGUUCCAAAGCCACGAACCGGAGUUCGACUAUCUCAAAUCGCUUGAGAUUGAGGAAAAGAUCAACAAGAUCAAAUGGUGUCGACGGCAAAAUGCGGCUCAUUUCCUUCUCAGCACCAAUGACAAAACGAUUAAGCUGUGGAAGGUGUUCGAGAAGUCGCUAAAGGUCGUGGCGGAAAACAACUUGUCAAACGACGGGUUUCGAAACAUUGCUGCGCACUCGGGCAACGUCCACCCUUCACUUCUACCGCCGCCAGAACCCCUUGUGGGCAGCGGGACCAAUUUGCGAUUGCCGACGCUCACACACCACGAUACCAUAGUCGCAGCCGUGCCCCGGAAAAUCUAUGCGAAUGCACACGCAUAUCACAUCAAUUCCAUCUCGGUCAAUUCCGACGGUGAGACGUACAUUUCGGCAGACGACUUGCGCAUCAACCUAUGGAACCUCAACAUCAGCGAUCAGAGCUUCAACAUUGUCGACAUCAAGCCAGUCAACAUGGAGGAAUUGACAGAGGUCAUUACGGCGGCAGAGUUCCACCCGAUCAACUGCAACAAUUUCGUCUACUCGAGCUCAAAGGGAACAAUCAAGCUGGCCGACAUGCGAGAUUCUGCCCUGUGCGACCACCAUGCGAAACACUUUGAGGAAGAGGAGGAUCCAUCAAACAAGUCAUUCUUCAGCGAGAUCAUCUCGUCGAUUUCCGAUGUCAAGUUCUCGCGCGACGGUCGGUAUAUUCUCUCGCGUGACUAUCUGACGCUCAAGAUUUGGGACGUGAACAUGGACUCCAAGCCGGUCAAGACCAUCCCCAUCCACGAGCACCUCCGAUCGAAGCUUUGCGAUCUGUACGAAAAUGACUGCAUCUUUGACAAGUUCGAGGCCCUCUGGGGACCCGACGGGCGAAAGGUCCUGACGGGCAGCUACAAUAACUACUUCCACAUCUUCGACAAGGACGACGACAGUGACGUGGUGCUGCAGGCAGACAAGAGUGCAUUCAAGGCCAAGAAGCUGGCGGGAGCAAAGAAGAACAAAGGGAAUAAUGCGUCUGCCGCGGCGCAAAUCAACGUUGACAAUGUGGACUUUAACAAGAAGAUCCUGCACUCAAGCUACCAUCCUAGAGAGAACACGAUUGCGAUUGCGGCGACAAACAACUUGUUUAUCUUCUCAGCAAACAAUCCGGUGUCUACCUAGGAAGGAAAAGGGGCAGAUUGACCGUCUAAGGAAGGGGGCGAAUGCGAACAUAAUUUCUUUGUCAAGCUUUCUUGUCUGUUGUAGCACGACUCGUCUCUCCCUCUCUCGAUUCUCACUGUCUUCUCUCCAGCUAUGUUUUCACCUCCCACUCUCCCCCUCACAAUGCAAUAGUCCCCGAAAGUAAUGAGUUCCCCU
Acaromyces ingoldii is the source of this 2060-nucleotide messenger RNA. RefSeq lists its product as hypothetical. Bases 471 to 1865 code for a protein of 464 amino acids. Gene Ontology annotation, cellular component: protein phosphatase type 2A complex; cytosol. Gene Ontology annotation, biological process: peptidyl-serine dephosphorylation. Gene Ontology annotation, molecular function: protein phosphatase regulator activity; protein binding. The record is from RefSeq and is a predicted model, not a curated record. The transcript is spliced from 8 exons. Lineage: Eukaryota; Fungi; Basidiomycota; Exobasidiomycetes; Exobasidiales; Cryptobasidiaceae.